Molecule: messenger RNA, 3715 nt
Organism: Myotis daubentonii (Daubenton's bat)
Lineage: Eukaryota; Metazoa; Chordata; Mammalia; Chiroptera; Vespertilionidae
Gene: ARL10
Product: ARF like GTPase 10
Molecular function (GO): GTPase activity; GTP binding
Source: RefSeq, a predicted model, not a curated record
GUGUGGCGCCGGGUGGGUGGGUGGGUGGGCGCGGCCGCGGCAGUCGCAGCGGGGCCAUCUUCGGCGGCCGCUGGUUCGGCCUGCGCCCCGCGCCCCGCGCCCGGCCCGAUGGCGCCGCGCCCCCUGAGCCCCUUGGUGCUGGCGCUGGGCGGCGCCGCGGCCGUGCUGGGCUCGGUGCUCUUCGUUCUCUGGAAGAGCUACUUCGGCCGCGGACGGGAGCGGCGCUGGGACCGCGGCGAGGGCUGGUGGGGCGCGGAGCCCGCCCGCCUCCCCGAGUGGGACGAGUGGGACCCCGAAGACGAGGAGGACGACGAGCCGGCGCUGGAGGAGCUGGAGCAGCGCGAGGUGCUGGUGCUGGGGCUGGAUGGCUCCGGCAAGAGCACGUUCCUGCGCGUGCUGUCCGGGAAGUCGCCGCUGGAAGGCCACAUCCCCACCUGGGGCUUCAACUCCGUGCGGCUGCCCACCAGGGACUUCGAGGUGGACCUGCUAGAGAUUGGUGGCAGCCAGAACCUGCGCUUCUACUGGAAGGAGUUUGUGAACGAGGUGGACGUGCUGGUGUUCAUGGUGGACUCGGCUGACCGGCUGCGGCUGCCCUGGGCCCGGCAGGAGCUGCACAGGCUGCUGGACAAGGACCCUGACCUGCCUGUCGUGGUGGUGGCCAACAAGCAGGACCUGAGCGAGGCCAUGAGCAUGGUGGAGCUGCAGCAGGAGCUGGGUCUGCAGGUUGUCGACAGCCAGCGGGAGGUCUUCCUCUUGGGGGCCAGCAUCGCCCCUGUGGGACCCGGAUCUGAAGACCCUGGCACCGUGCACAUCUGGAAACUACUCUUGCAGCUUCUCUCCUAGGCUGGCACCACCUGCUCACCCACCAGCCCUGGGAGCCCAGCUCUGCUGCUCCUGCUCUUCAUCACUGCCUGGGCCUGGGCCUGGGGCAGGAGCUGCGUGGCAGCACGUCCCUUCUCUCCUUGCCCUCAUCAGAGCCAAGAACCAUGCAGAAUCCUUCCUGGUGAGGUGGUGAGGUGGCCGUGGGGCUGAAGUGGGGUGGGCAGAGGGUGGGCUCAAUGCUCCCCUCCCUGCAGGUACUGGUGGUUGAGGAAAGUAGUGUCAGGCUGUUCCCUCCUGGCAGUUUCAUGCCCCUCACAGACACAGUGAGCCCUGGCUCUCCGUUCCACAUGGUCCUCCAGCCCCAGCUCUGCCCAUCUGGCUUGUGGCUUUGACCAGUCUCCUCCCCUCUGGCCCUGGGGCCAUCAUUUUAAUAGGAAGGUGAUUUCUGUGGGAUUUUUUUUUCAAACUGAGAGAUGCAUUUCCCAGCAUCGGAGAUAAGUGUGAGGACAAACCUGGAGAUCCUAGCAAGGGUCUGCAACCUCCCCACUUGCCCAAGCUGAGGCCCGGCCCCAGCCUCUCAUGACCGCAGAGUAAGUGGUGUUCACCCCCCAUCAGAAACACUGCAUUUCCCACCACGUCUGCAGACAGAAGCUGCUGCUGUGUGUGAAUGAUGCGGGCACCAGGUUUCCGUAGUGGGGAGACCAGAGUCCCAUCCUGAGAAGACUGAGGACUGCCCACCAGAGCUGGGCCUUCAUCUAGAACUGCAUUGUGAUGAUUGAUUUAUAAAAGGAACAGGCCAAAGAUUUAGCCUCUGUUUCUAGGUGCUGCUAUCAAAACCCUGGAUGACUGUCAUGGAACAUCUGGAUCUUUGAGGAAAAUGGCUGGAAUCAUUAAUGACAGUGAUAAGUUAUGCAGGUCAAGGAGCCAAGCUGUAGCUCCCCCGCCCUUUGGUAAAAUGAUACCAGGAGAGUUCGCACUGAUCCACAUGAACUGUACCUCCAUCAGUAUGUCAGAUCCCUUCUGUGUAGAUAGCAGAGGACUCUUUUAAAGGAAAUUUCAAUCGUGUAAAUCCAGGUAAAGAGAUGGGGUGUAGCGACCAGCCAGUGGGGUAGCCUGGGGCAUGUCGCUCAGCCUCCCAGACCCGUGGGUGCCCAGCCACAGCAGAGCUGGACGGAAUUUCUGGUGUUCUCGCCCGUGCGCAUUUCAUGAUUCUCUUUCCAGUGACCAGCCAGUUAGGACCAUUUUGUCUCUGCAUUGACACUUCUCUUUCAUGCAGGCAAGAGGAGGAGCCUUUUGUCUGUCAGGGUCACUGAAUAACCAGUGGCCACAAAUGGACUAUUUUUUUUUUAUCAGUUCUGUUUGCUUUUUCAUUGAGAACAGAGGUUCCGUGCCUUCCUUUCAUUUGUUUACUUUGUGCUCAAUUCUUCAGCUGGUGUGAGAAGAGGGGAAGGAGGGAGGCAGAACUGAAGAGUAGCUCGCUCUGCUCUAGGGCUUCGGAUUAACUUUCUGCAUUAAGAAGGGACGUGUCUGUUUUUAUUUUAAACAAUUAAGGAGCGGCUUGGAUUGUAGAGUAGCCUUUGGAACUUUCCUGACAACUUUUCACUCUGUGUUCUCUGAACCCACCUGGGUCCCAGUGCUUGAAAGUUACCUUUGGCACCAGUGCUGGUGAGGGAGCCUUUCUCCUCACUGAGAUCUGCCUUUGGUCUGUUGAGUAUCAGUCCCUAUGUAGUACGAUUGUUAAAGGCCCUAGUAGGGAGAGGUGAACUUGAAUAGAGUUCAACUACAUGUAGUUGAGGUACCUUUAAAGACCACUCGGAACCGAUGGGUCCCAGUGGCAUCAGAAGACACUGCAGAGGGGCGCUGAAGGGCCAGCCUGAGCACGCCUGUGGCUGACAGCUGUGCUCCUGUUGGGGAUGCUGGGCCAGACUCGAGGCAGUGCCACCGGGCCCAUGUGCUCCGAUUUCCAGGACCUGAUAGGGCAAAGCAGAACAGUAGCCUUUCUUCAGGACAGCUAGCUGCCCGGCCUUGUGACUGAUUCAGGAGCCAAGUAAGUGCUUUUGGAAACCAGGCAUUACUCGGAGCUAUUCAUCUCAGUGAGGUUCCUGACCUAGUCUGGGUGACACUGCUCCCACCACUGCCCUGGCUCUACGCUCCUGACCUGGCUACACAUGGGAACAGGUAGGAGGUGUCCGGGCCAACCUGGCCCUGAGCUGGCACAUAUGGAUGGUCUGGGCAAGAGGGCUAUUAAGGCUGCCGGGACCACCACCUUGGAUGGACUGCCCGUCCCAAGAAGCCUCUAGCACCUCUUGGUGCCCACAACUGCCGUUGGAAGCUUGCGCUGAUGCAGUGGAACCGUGUAAGACUGGGGAGGGGGCGGAGUCAGUCCUCACUGCUCCCCUGCCCCAACCCUCCGCGGAAGUGCUGAUGAAAACCUAACUCUGGCCUGUCUGCCCGAAGGAAGCGUCAGGUUCUCCAUGAAACCUUUCCAUUUGCCUUUGAAAAACUUUGUUCUUAUGUAGUUUAGUAGCAACUGCCAACAUCUCGCACCAGCUGCUGAAGCUCGCCUGUGGUGUGGUCCUCGCACAGCUGCCCAACCUCGGAGCAGGGGCACUGAGCCUCAUGCUUGCUCUCUGCUCACACGUCCUCAGAGUCCUUUAGAAAGUAGCUCUGAAAAGAGACCCUCCAACUUCUUCUCAUCUGCUGCCUCCAGGAGAUGGGGCACUAAGGGACAAGGGGAGGUUUGCCCUCAAAGAUCGGGAAGUAAAGGGCCUUGCUGUCCUGUGCCUUGCACCCAGGCCCACAGGUCACCAAGGGCGGACAGCAGAAGAGCUAGUGCUGGUGGUGUCUGAGGUACUACACAAUAAAUGCCAAAAACGGUGUGGUUUCAUUGGAA